GUAUCAAAUACUCUCUCACUUGGCUUUUGACUUCUACUUUACUUUACCUCCUCAGCAUUUCAAGCUUCCACUUUCAAUUCGACCCACUCGAUUUCAACUCUGACUAUACGAACCGAGACCACCGAUGAGCUCAUUCGUUUCCGCUAGACCAUGUCGAUACUACAAAGCAGGAUACUGUUGGAGAGGUUCAUCUUGUGGAUUUCAUCAUUCCGAACUUACGAACACUUCAAUACGACAUACUCCUCACGAUUUACCUAGCAAACCACCUCAUUUACCGCCUAUUCUUGACGAUGAACAUGAGAAUCCAGAAACUCCAAUCGCUUCUACUUCUACUUCGAAACCUGUGGACAAAUCGAACAAACCAUCAGAACUUCCUGAGAAAGAUCCAGAUGAAACUUGUGGGAUUUGUUUAGAUUAUCCUGAGACUUAUUAUGGAUUACUUUGUUCAUGUUCUCAUGUAUUUUGUUUACCAUGUAUAAGAAAUUGGAGAACUCAAAGAGGAAAAAGUUCAGACCAAGUAUCCAUGGGUAUCUUAAGACGUUGUCCACUUUGUAGAAUCGAAUCCACUUAUUUAGUCCAAAGUCCAAAAUUUUAUCCAAAUGGAUCGAAACAAAAAGAUUUGAUCGUUAAAGCUACAAGAGAAAAAUGGGCCGAGAAACCUUGUAAGAAUUUCAAUAGGUUUGGAAAUUGUUCUUUUGGUAAAGAAUGUUUUUAUAAGCACGUCAAUUUCGAUGGACAAAUCGUAGAACUACCACAUACUCAUCAAGAAUGGUUGAGCACACGUGCAGAACCCGAUUUUCCAGGCACAUCACUUGUACAAAGAGCAACCGGAAAUGGUUUAGAACCUAUGCAUAUGUUAGCUAGAUUAUUAACCAAUCAACCUACAGUAAGAGACUAUCUAGUUAGGGUCACUGGAUCUACUGUUGAAGAGGUUGAUUUACUUCUUCAAAGGUUCGCUAGUGGUCAACGCCUUGAAAGACCAAUCGUCUUUGGUCAUCGAGGGUCACGUGUCGCUAGGGAAACGGAGACGGGUCAAAGAGAGGGACAGGACGCUUCAGUUCAGAAUUCGGUGUCGCAAGAACCUGUUAUCGCUACUGAUGCCGAGCAAAGCGAUGCGAUUCAAUCCGGUGUAGGCCGGUCGAGUGAUGGUGAAACGAGACUAGCUGAUACGCACGCCAGGGAGGCAAAUGAACAUAUCGACCCUCGGAUUACCUCAGAUGUGGAACUUAGGAGUGGGCAUGAACUAAUUGUGAAUAACGAAGUCCCCCAGAAUGUCGCUGUUAGGGAGGUGGAAAUUACAGAGGUAGCUAGUGAAAAUUGUGACGGUGUUGUAGAUCAAUUACCUACUCCAGGUCCAAGUGCGUUGGUAGGAGGAACUCAUAACGGUGAACGUGAUCAGAUCUCCAGCUCAAGUUCUGUUGAAAGCACUGGGGAGCCAACUACUCAUGGUGUGAUCCCAACGGCGGAAUUGAAUGAUGAAUUGGUCAUUCCUCAGACAACUUCUGAACCAACCAACCGGGUUACACUUACACCAUCCAUCGAACCGUCAACUUCUUCUACACAACCAGAACAGACUGCUGUGCAAGUCUCUACUACCACUCAAAGUGACUCGACAACUUCGACUCAACCUCAACUCGGCUCUCAACCAAAUCCCACGAAUCCCCCACCCGAAGCCCAAUCCACAACCAAUCCUUCAACCGACCCAAUUCCACCCCCAAUCCCGAUUCCAGAUCCAACCCAACCAACUUCCACAACAAGCAAUGAAGAAACCUCAAUUUCACUUUCACAAAACGUUGCACCAUUAGCCAGAGCAAUCUUAGGACCUGAUCUACAAAGAGUGGCGGAUGAAGUAGAAAGGCAUAUUAUGGAACUGGUUUCGGAUUUUUUAAGUUUAGAUGAAUCGGUUGAAGUUAGUAGACUUGCUACUCGUUGGUUAAGAGGAAUCAUUGGUUUGAAUUGAAAUCUUUUAAAGAAAAUCAAUGUCAAUCUUUGUGGGGUUUUUUUGAUUUUAUAUUCCUACUUUCAUGUUUGAAUGAGUUUGGUCUUGUUGGUUUAUGAAGCUUAGGUUUUUUACAAUCUUACUACAAUCUUAUGAUUGUGAUGAUAUUUCUUAUUUGUAUUUCUUAUUUAUCUGUUUUGUUAGUUUGAUUUGGUUUCAUCAUAUUCGAAAUCACAUGAUUUCUCUAUCCAAAUUCCUUCUCAAUAUAUUUAUUUUUGUAGAGGAUUGUAUCACAAUUUUUUGUUUAUAUCUAUUUAGCUUUAUGCAUUCAUUACGAAUUUCAUAUUUC
This is a messenger RNA of Melampsora larici-populina 98AG31, 2288 nucleotides long. RefSeq lists its product as uncharacterized. The transcript is spliced from 4 exons. Gene Ontology annotation, molecular function: metal ion binding; ubiquitin protein ligase activity. Bases 125 to 1960 code for a protein of 611 amino acids. The record is from RefSeq and is a predicted model, not a curated record. NCBI's taxonomy places the organism in Eukaryota, Fungi, Basidiomycota, Pucciniomycetes, Pucciniales, Melampsoraceae. Gene Ontology annotation, biological process: protein polyubiquitination.